CAUCACAUCUCUGCCCGUAUCAGGAAUCUGCCAGGAGCGGGGCAUUUGCUGCCACCAUGGCCACAAAGUGGGGUAUCUGUUCUGCAGGGAAGAUUAGCAAUGAUUUCAUGGUAGCUCUGCAGACCCUGCCAGCUCAGGAUCACCAGGCCGUGUCGGUUGCAGCAACAGACCUGAAGCGGGCUAAGGAAUUUGCCCAAACUCACAACAUACCGAAAGUCUAUGGUUCCUAUGAGGAGCUUGCCAAGGACCCAAGUAUUGAUGUUGUCUAUGUUGGUGUCUUACAUAUAGUCCAUCGGGAAGUAGUACUGAUGUUCCUUCAAAACAGGAAAAAUGUUGUGUGUGAAAAACCCCUGGCCAUGAACUCAUCGGAGGUCAAAGAGCUGACAUUGGCCGCUAGGAAAUACAAUGUCUUUUUCAUGGAGGCAAUGUGGAGCCGCUUCUUCCCUGUCUAUGAUCAGAUCCGCACCCUCUUAUCCCAGAAGGCAAUUGGAGAUGUGAAAGUUGUACGGGCAGAAUUUGGCUCUAACCAGUAUCAUGUCCCCAGAGCGGUGAAGAAGGAGCUGGGUGGUGGGGCUCUCCUGGACAUCGGCUGUUACUGCAUCCAGUUUGCCUUAAUGGUAUUUAAAGAUGAAAAGCCUGAGUCUGUGACUGCCCGAGGUUUUCUGUAUGAGACUGGGGUUGAUGAAACCAUAACGAUUGUUCUCCAGUACCCUGGGAAACGGCAAGCCAUCCUCACCUGCACCAUGAUGGUUGCCAUGCCAAACCAGGCUGCCAUUUGUGGCUCCACAGGAAUGAUUCAGGUUCCUUCAUGCAUGUGGUGCCCAACCUCUGUUAUCCUUAAUGGAAAAGAAACCAAGUUUCCCCUUCCCCCAUCCAAGAAGGCCAUGCAUUUUACAAACAGCACGGGACUGAGCUACGAAGCGGAACACGUGCGCCAGUGUCUGCUGAAGGGAUUAAAGGAGAGUCCACAUAUGAGCUUGGCGGACAGUGAGCAGCUAGCCACCAUUAUGGAAGAGGUACGCAAGCAACUUGGAGUCACGUUCCCGUAGGACAGAGCCUGAUUAAGUACAGCAAUUCCCAUUCGGAUUAUUACUGUAAUUAACUAAUGUU
This is a messenger RNA of Pseudophryne corroboree (corroboree frog), 1110 nucleotides long. RefSeq names its product trans-1,2-dihydrobenzene-1,2-diol dehydrogenase-like. NCBI's taxonomy places the organism in Eukaryota, Metazoa, Chordata, Amphibia, Anura, Myobatrachidae. The transcript has 7 exons. Gene Ontology annotation, biological process: D-xylose catabolic process. Gene Ontology annotation, molecular function: nucleotide binding; D-xylose 1-dehydrogenase (NADP+) activity. The record is from RefSeq and is a predicted model, not a curated record. Bases 57 to 1049 code for a protein of 330 amino acids.